UACUUCAUCUGCAUUUCCAAUCGUUCGUUCUUUUACAGAAACCUGUUAUAUUGACACAGGGUAAAUUUCUUGUCAGGCGGUAACGAUGAUUUCGUCUAUAUUUUUAGCACACAUAUCUCCUUAUCAUUUUAAUGUCACAUGUUACAUUACCGACAUAUCAUAGAAUAACAUUACGAAAUUAAUAGUGGUUAGAAUUAAAAUAAUCUCCGUGAAAUUAAGAAUAUGAUGUAUAGUAGAACAGGAUACAUCUAACGAGUCAUCAACUCAUCACAGAUCUUAUAAUUACAAAUAAAAGAAAGAAUUUCAUUUCCUUAUACAUAAUAUUUGUACGUCAAUUUUACAAAUUCUCAUUUGAGAGAAUAAACAAUUGAUUGGGACGGUUAGUGACAGAAACAUGAGUGAAGAUAUAAAAUGCUCUCAAUACGAUGUUAAACAAAAUAAAAUAUUGUCACACGUUUUCCCUUUGCAAGCAUCUGGACGAUGUCAGUCUAUCAAAGAAAAUAACGUGACGCAUACGAUAUGCAAGGAACAAGAUUACUUGAAUGAAAGAAAUAUUUUCAAUAUAUUCCAUUUUCUGCUCUCUCAUGUGAUCAUUCAUCAACCAGCAGAUCCUAUCCAAUACUUGUAUGAAUUGCUCGAUGAUUUUAUAUUAUUUAGAUCGGGGCUCAAAGAGCCACGAUUACUUUGGACAGAAAAGCAUCUUAAUGCGAUAUUCGAAAAUAUUCUUUUCCAUGAUUCUGAAUUUUUACCUUUGGAUGGUUUUAAAACUGCUAUGAAAACGAUGGGCGUGCGUUCUUACGAUCCAUGUCCGGAUCAGCUUGUCCGAGGAUAUGUAGAUCGGCAAACUUUUUGUACGGAAGCAUCGAAUAGCAUGAAAAAUGAAUUGUUGCAUAUGGCGACCGAAACCAGUCGACGUACAUAGGCGUGAAGCAGAAUAACUUAUAAUUCCUUUGCAUAUUGUAUACUUUAUCACAAGACGUAUAUAUUUUAUGUCUAUUCAUUAUUAAAUAUAUACAGUGGUUCACGAAAAUAUUCGAACACUUAUCAUGGAAAAUUUUUAUGAUAUAUUAAUUAAUAGAAAUUUUCUAUAUAUAUUAUGUGUGUUAUACAAAACAUUUUGAAAUUUCAUUAGCAAUGUAUUGAGAUUCGAUCUCAUGAUUAUAUACUGAUAAAAUUUGAAAGAAAUCUAAAAAUGUGUAUACAAACUACAAAAUAUUUAGCGCAAAUAUACGUUUCUUAAAAAUCACAAAGAUGUUUAAACAAUGAAAUAUUCAUUAUAUUAAUAAACCUCGAUAUUCAGCGGAAUCAUCUUUAUAUGUUUAAGAUGUUUGUAGUAAAUGUCUUGCAAUUUCUAUAUGUAUUUUCACGUUGAUUUCAAUAUCCAAUGUAAACAUAGUAAUAGUCAUAUCAUAAAAGUUUUCUACAGUAAAUGUUCAAAUAUUUUUGUGAGCUACUGUAUUAUUACGAUGCAAAUUUUAUUUAUAUGCGUAGAAAAAAAUGAAUUUCUUUUGGUAAUAAAUACGAUCAACGAUAUGUUCUUGUAUCACGUCGAAAAAGUAUAGAAACGAAAGGAAACGAAAACGAGACGAGACGAGAACAGAAACAUGACAAAGCCACUCGAAGAACCAACCAGAGAGAGGAGAGAAGGGUGAGAGUCAACAGACGAAGCGAGUCGAGGUAAAACGAGUCGACUCGAGUCGAAGUGGACUCUAACGAGCAUGGUAAAGAACGUCAGGCUAGAGAGAAAGUGAGUGAGCGUGCGUGCAUGCGAGCAAGCGAGCGCGCAACCAAACGAUAUAGUUCGAAAUAGUUGUGCACAAGUUGUGUAAACGGUGUGGCACGCGUAGCUGAUCAAACCGAUCGAGAUUUGCGUGUGGUUUAACUUCGCCGUACUAUAACAUCGCCUUGUGAUCAAACCUUUCUACUUUCAACGCAUUCAAUGGUAACAAGCAUGAUCCUUCGAAUUUCCUCCGUCGUGUUCCUCGUGCGUACACCAUUACACGAUCGUUCGACGAAGAAUACGCAGUGUAGAAACCAGAGCAAGUAGUUUACACCAGUGAGCGCAAUCUAAGGACAUUCGUGAUUUAUUUUGUCUUUGAAUUCUUUAACGCUAAACUAUUACUACAUCGUUAUGCCAUUCGCAUUUCUAACAACGAUGGUUAAUCUGAAAUCAAGUAUUGUGCUUUCCUGUAACAGCGACGAAAUUAUAUUA
Messenger RNA from Bombus impatiens (common eastern bumble bee), 2212 nucleotides. RefSeq lists its product as uncharacterized. Lineage: Eukaryota; Metazoa; Arthropoda; Insecta; Hymenoptera; Apidae. The coding region runs from base 395 to 922 and encodes 175 amino acids. The record is from RefSeq and is a predicted model, not a curated record. The transcript is spliced from 5 exons.